Molecule: messenger RNA, 7564 nt
Organism: Lethenteron reissneri (Far Eastern brook lamprey)
Lineage: Eukaryota; Metazoa; Chordata; Hyperoartia; Petromyzontiformes; Petromyzontidae
Source: RefSeq, a predicted model, not a curated record
CCCCCAUCACAGAGAUCGUCAGGGGCUCUGGCCCCCAUCACAGAUAUCGUCCGGGCUUCGGCUCCAACACACAUAUCAUCCGGGCUACGAGCCCAUCUUCGGCUCCACCACAGAUCUUCACGAGCUCCGGCCUACAUCUCAUCUCGUCUCCGGGCUAAGGCCCCACCAGAGUUCUCCAGGGCGACAACCAUCUCUCCUCGUCGCCGCCAACGAAGAAGCUCCUGUCAUUCAGAAUGACGAGGGUCGCGGAGUAGCGACGCGUAGCUACAAGCCGAGGUCUGCACCACCUGAGAAGAAUCGCUACCCUGAGUCGCAGAGCUGCGAGUGAAGCCAACAAAGACGCCAACGUCCACCCUGCCACGAACGAAGCAUCGCUCCUCGUCAGAGUGACGACCAGCGAACAACCCGCAGGAAAGGCGGAGAUCGCUGAACGAGCGCCAACUUGCGCCACCUUGCGCCACCGUGCGCCACCGUGCACCACUUUGCGCUGAACGUGCGCCACCGUGCGCCACCGUGCGACACCGAGCGACAACGAGCGACACCCAGAUCGACCAGCAUCAACCCAAACCGACUCGUCAUCCCGCCGUGGAGAAAAAGAGUCAAAGUCUUCUGAACGAGCGCCGCCGCUCACCUCACAGCGGAGAAAGUCUCAGCUGCCGCUCGCACAAACAACAGAGGUCGUAUCGCUCCCCACAUACAGACUCAAGAAAACACAGAGAAAAUCUUGUCAAACCAGUUUCCUUUGUCCCAGAAUCUCGCCGAAGAGUUAAUUAAAACAGAGCCAGAUUCGCUCUCGCGCCCACACGCCCUCACCCACCAUUGUAUCAAACAUUCCGUUAAAAAGGAUUUUAGACUUGCCGAUGAAUCUAUUGACAUAUACUUUCGCCUCUGGGAUACAAUAAGUGCUUUUUAUUACCGCCAUAUGAAGUGUGUCAUGCUUGUUUUCAAACUCGACCAGUCGCCGAUUGUGAUCGAUACAGGGGCGAACUAAUGAGAUGCCGGGUAGGAAAAGUAGAGGUUACAAUUGAUAGAAGUGUUUUUAGUCAUUCAGUUCGUUAAAUGCAUAAGUGUUUAUUCAUUCAUUUUAGUCAAAUGCAUAAGAUUUCGUUAUUCAUAUUGCAUAAUUGCAUAAUUUCACAAAUGCAUAAGUGUUUAUUCAUUCAUUUUAGUCAAAUGCAUAAGAGUUUCGUUAUUCAUAUUGCAUAAUUGCAUAAUUUCACAACUGCAUAAGUUUUUGUCGUUCAUAUUAGUUAAUUGCAUAAUCUUGCCCAUGAAUUAUUGACGCAUGUUUGACCUGCAUGAUAGAAUGUCGCGUGCUUGUUAGAAUAAAAUUGUUAUCACAGAAGCAUAUUGAGUGUUCUUUCCAAGUCCAUGCAAAACCAUCUUAUUCAUAAGAGCUGUAUCCUGCGAUGAGAUAUGAAAAUGGAGACCUAAAAUAUUAUAACACACACUAGGAUAAUCGGUAAAUGAAUCUAUGAUAAUCGUGUUAUCCUGAUUGAUAACUCUGGAUAAACGAAACUAAGCAAAUUAUCAUAACUGCACACAUUAACAUAAUCGCAAGCCUCCGCAUAAAUUACUACGAUUAUCUCCGUGAUUAUCAUAAUUUAUGCAUAUAAUCACACGCAUUAUCAUAAUUUAUGCGUAUUAAUACACACACUAUCAUAAUUAAUGCGAAUUGCGCAUUUUUCGGAAAAUUAUUAAUUUUUAUUAUUUUCAUCAAAAUUUCAUAAUACCAACACAUACAACAUAAUGGGUGGCCCGUCCGGGAUCUCUCGCAGACAGUGUUUUGCAUGGAUGAUGGAAUGAAUCACUUCGUGUUAACCAGAAUAUCAGGAUCGAACAUUGCAUGGUGAUUGUGAACGGGCGGAAAACAAAAAAACGCCCUCUAAGGUUAAAACCCAGAAUAGCAGGUUAAAACAGAGACAGUGGAAUUAAGAUAAUAUCGUAUCAAACCAAUUGCAUCCUCUGAUAAAUGGUGUUAGAGGUACGCACUCUGAAUCGGAAAAUAACAGAUAGCUCGAGUCAAAUUGACUACACUCUGUGAGAUAAUUGUUUUAUAUGCACUCUGAAAAGAAAUGUCAAAGUAACUUCCGCCAUACCUAAGAUGCUAGGAUUGAGAAUAAUUUUUGAAUGGGUUACGGGAUACGGGGAGCUCGUAUUUAAACGUACCGACCAAUCUGUUACAAAGCAGUACAGUCAGAGAGACAUAUGGGAAGGGAGCUGUAUCGAUAACACGAACACACCUCGGGGGAAACUAAUUGACUGGAUAAAAUGUAACGAAGGCGAACACGAUGCAAAAACUGCAGAGAAGGCAGGACAGGACUCAUGCCUUCUCACACAGGCAUACAGACAGGGAUUGUGGAAUGAGGGAAAAUUUGGAAAGGAAACGGGAGAGAAAUCAGUGCUCGCGACACCAGCGAAACUCACAGACGUUGAUCCCCAGAAUAAAUAUGGAAGUAACAUUAAAUCACACUCUUGGGUACGUGGACAGAGUCCAGGGACCAAUCGCACAAAAAUUAUGGAUAUCGAACAAAAAAUCCUUGAUAAAGGGAAACCCUCACAAUUCGAGAGAAGGGAUGGAGAGAUACAUAUGCAAACAAAAACAUGUGAGACUGACAACUUCACAGAUAGAGGGAGGAAAAAUGUUAAAGUAAAGUCGACAGGACAUGCUCCACUAAGGGCAGAGGCAAAAACUGAAGGGAAAUGGCAACACGAGCGACACGGCACUGGGCGCGCACACAGAAAAUGCACACCACUUAAACACAAGCGACACAGCACAGACCAAAGUGACAGAUUGCCUGAUGAUAACUUGUUUGAUGAUGACGCUGUCGGCAAUCAACUUUCGGAAUACCUAUUCAACAGUAAAACCCUUAAAUUGAUGGACAAGGCUCUAGUCAGAAUUCCCGAUUUUGACCCCCACAAUAAGACUAUGGAUAUCCACACACAUAUCGCAACCGUAGAAGAGGAGGCAAUGAUUAGAGGGCUGAGGAGACGGGAUGAAAAAGCGAGUUUGUUGAAACGGACCUUACAUAAAGAAUCUAUUCCAUGGGUAAAGUCACUACCACACAAGGUUAGAAAUGAUUUUAAACAACUGAGCCUGGCAGUGAUUCGGAAGUUUGGAGAAUAUUCGACACUCACGGAGGGGUUUUAUGCUGUAAAAUCGAUGACCCAGGGCAUGGACCAAGAUCCACGUGACUACCUCGUCCAAUUUAAAAGAGCGUAUUACGCAGGCGAUGUGAAUCAAUACCACGAAGGAGAUAAAAUGUUCAAAAUUAUGUUUUUUGAAUCCUUGAGCCCAGAGAUUACAGAAAGGGUGAGAAUGGUUUUGAAUCCAGAAACCGCAUCCUUACGCCGCAUAGAGAGCAAGGCGUACAUGGCAUGGUUAUACAGAGCUAAGAAUCAUAAUUCGGAUCCAGAACACAGGGAGAGGGAUGAGGAACCCAGCCUCUCAGAGAGGAAUAAAAAUCACCGAGCAGUCCCACCAUGCAGGACGGAGCAGAAACGCACGCACACAUGGCAAAAUAACCCAGAGAGAGGUUGGCACGAGAAUGAGAGCGGCACAAAGCCGAACAUUCAGGAGAAUCGCAGGAGGGGGAGGUUCAGAAUAGAACCAUACCAACACCCCAUGCCACGACACACACAAGAUCAAAAUUACCCACAAAGAUGGCGAGGUAACAAUCCAGGAAAAAUUUGGCACCCAAAUGGGAGAAAUACUGGGCUAAAAAUGUACGAGAAUCGCAGGAGGGAGAGGUUCAGAGCAGAACCAUAUCAACACCCCAUCCCACGACACACGCAAGGUUCAAAUUACGCACAGAGAUGGCAAGAUAACCACCUAGCGGGAAGGUGUUACACAGACCGCGGAGGUAUGGAUGCGAACAUUCAGGAGAAUCGCAGGAUGGGAGGUCAAACACAAUCGAUCCAAUUCCGACCAAUUCCUCCACCGGCUAUACCAAGAGGGAAUAGAGGAAUAACACAGAAUGCGGUCCAAAUACGUGAUGAACCAUCCACAGUGAGUGCGAGCGAGCGGCCAACACGCGCCCCACCCGCCGAGGUGUUAAACCCUGAGCAGGCUGCAAGUGACAGGGCUGAAUUGAAGUGUGAUCGGACGGUGGAUAGCAGACAGCAGAGACAAAGAGAGAACACAGAGACACGCCCUGAGGAGCGCAGGCGUGAGCCUUUGAAUGGAAAAUAUCCAAGGGAAACCAAAAUGUAUGUGGAUCGGAGUGCUAAAAUGGAGACGAAUGUUCAUGACAUAUCAGGAAUGGUGUUGGAAUCUAACACACUCGUAAAAACAAAGAGGGCAACAUUACGAGGCACAGAAUUAAGUCGACACACUGACUCGGCAAAUGUGCAUGUAAUCGCAGAGAGAGCGAAUGCCACGAACCAAGUGUCAAAAUGGGUCGUGUGCGCGAAUUCUGGUUACGUGCAGCACAAUUUUUCACCACACACUCCCACGACGCGAGAGAGUGAGAGAGGAAACUACAAAAACGAACCCGAAAACCGUGAUCAAAUUAUCAAAGUGAUAAGUGGUAAACCAGGCAACAUGAGGAAGGUAACGCAUAAAUGCGUUCGAAACCGCUACCUAGCGUUUCCCAGGAUUUAACAAAACAAAAAUGAAUGUUCGUCAGAGUUAUGAUGUAUGAGAACCGAUGUAACGCAAUAUCGAUGUUAACGGGUUGUUAUUUUCUUUGCUUAAUUCAAAUGUAACCAGGAUUUAACAAAAACAAAAAUUAAUAUUCGCCGGAGUUAUGAUGUAUGAGAACCGAUGUAACGCAAUAUCGAUGUUAACGUGUUGUUUAUUUUCUUUGCUUAUUUCAGAUGUAACCAGGUUAAGAUGGUAAUACGUGCACGCGCGUCGUAAGAAAUAACCGCCGAGAGUAAGGGCGGCUGAUGGGAUUCAUGACAUAAAAAGGGGGCAUUACUUUGUUUGAAAAUUCGCCAGUGGCCAAAUCGACCCCUGAUAAUUUUCAAACGGGCGGACUGUUGUGUAUGUACCCCCUUUUUAUUUUUUUUUUAAUAUUAUUUUUUUUAAGGCUUAUUCUGCCAUCAUAUAUAAUAUUGUUUUUUUAAUAGACACGGGGCCACGUGGGAACGAACACGCCCCCACACUUCCACAGAGGCCCCCACACUUCCACAGAUGCGCGCAUACCUCAUUUCAAAGGAAAGAGGACAUGACAGGGGGGGCAAUAAGGUAAUAAAAAAAAAAACUCCCCUAAAUUCACACAAGAGGAACAAGGGAGGGGGGGAAUUGCAGGCGGGGGGUUGCAGAACCAGGAGACACGGAGGAAGAGAUAAUUAUAUUCUGAACAAAGAUAAGCCGGGAUAUCAGAUUAAAUAAUCACAAGAAGUCAAAUAAUAAGUACGGAAUUAAAGUAGAAGAGGAAUCAAGGGCGGAGAAGGCUCUCAAAAUUAACCAAACACAACACCCAUGGGAAGCGAGCAACACGGCCGCCUUUGUCUUUCCGAGAGGAUCUCCACACACAGGCACCAAGCUAGGAAAUGACACCCAUAAAAGGGGCAAUGGCUCAAAGGAAAUAAACACGUCUUCGAAUAAAUAAGCGCAUGCGCCGGGUGCUCCCACCGUGGAAACAACCGCCUUUGUCUCCCCACAACACGGACAAACACGCACGCGAAACACACGGACGGACACACACACGGACGCAGAUGGUUCAGCCCACAGGAAGGUUUUAUGACACAGCCUUUGAACAACUCGGGAAGCCGAGUGGAAGUUUCCGAUAUAAACCGAAGGAAAAUCCAUACAAAGCAUAUCAUCCGGGCUUUGGCUCCAACGCAGAUCGACAGGGGCUCUGGCCCCCAUCACAUAUCGUCCGGGCUUCGGCUCCAACACAAGAUAUCAUCCGGGCUACGAGCCCAUCUUCGGCUCCACCACAGAUCUUCACGAGCUCCGGCCUACAUCUCAUCUCGUCUCCGGGCUAAGGCCCCACCAGAGUUCUCCAGGGCGACAACCAUCUCUCCUCGUCGCCGCCAACGAAGAAGCUCCUGUCAUUCAGAAUGACGAGGGUCGCGGAGUAGCGACGCGUAGCUACAAGCCGAGGUCUGCACCACCUGAGAAGAAUCGCUACCCUGAGUCGCAGAGCUGCGAGUGAAGCCAACAAAGACGCCAACGUCCACCCUGCCACGAACGAAGCAUCGCUCCUCGUCAGAGUGACGACCAGCGAACAACCCGCAGGAAAGGCGGAGAUCGCUGAACGAGCGCCAACUUGCGCCACCUUGCGCCACCGUGCGCCACCGUGCACCACUUUGCGCUGAACGUGCGCCACCGUGCGCCACCGUGCGACACCGAGCGACAACGAGCGACACCCAGAUCGACCAGCAUCAACCCAAACCGACUCGUCAUCCCGCCGUGGAGAAAAAGAGUCAAAGUCUUCUGAACGAGCGCCGCCGCUCACCUCACAGCGGAGAAAGUCUCAGCUGCCGCUCGCACAAACAACAGAGGUCGUAUCGCUCCCCACAUACAGACUCAAGAAAACACAGAGAAAAUCUUGUCAAACCAGUUUCCUUUGUCCCAGAAUCUCGCCGAAGAGUUAAUUAAAACAGAGCCAGAUUCGCUCUCGCGCCCACACGCCCUCACCCACCAUUGUAUCAAACAUUCCGUUAAAAAGGAUUUUAGACUUGCCGAUGAAUCUAUUGACAUAUACUUUCGCCUCUGGGAUACAAUAAGUGCUUUUUAUUACCGCCAUAUGAAGUGUGUCAUGCUUGUUUUCAAACUCGACCAGUCGCCGAUUGUGAUCGAUACAGGGGCGAACUAAUGAGAUGCCGGGUAGGAAAAGUAGAGGUUACAAUUGAUAGAAGUGUUUUUAGUCAUUCAGUUCGUUAAAUGCAUAAGUGUUUAUUCAUUCAUUUUAGUCAAAUGCAUAAGAGUUUGGUUAUUCAUAUUAGUUAGUGCAUAAUAUCGCAAAUGCAUAAGAAUUUUAGUUAUUCAAUUUAGCUAAAUACAUAGUCUCGCAAAUGCAUAAGUGUUUAUUCAUUCAUUUUAGUCAAAUGCAUAAGAGUUUCGUUAUUCAUAUUGCAUAAUUGCAUAAUUUCACAAAUGCAUAAGUGUUUAUUCAUUCAUUUUAGUCAAAUGCAUAAGAGUUUCGUUAUUCAUAUUGCAUAAUUGCAUAAUUUCACAACUGCAUAAGUUUUUGUCGUUCAUAUUAGUUAAUUGCAUAAUCUUGCCCAUGAAUUAUUGACGCAUGUUUGACCUGCAUGAUAGAAUGUCGCGUGCUUGUUAGAAUAAAAUUGUUAUCACAGAAGCAUAUUGAGUGUUCUUUCCAAGUCCAUGCAAAACCAUCUUAUUCAUAAGAGCUGUAUCCUGCGAUGAGAUAUGAAAAUGGAGACCUAAAAUAUUAUAACACACACUAGGAUAAUCGGUAAAUGAAUCUAUGAUAAUCGUGUUAUCCUGAUUGAUAACUCUGGAUAAACGAAACUAAGCAAAUUAUCAUAACUGCACACAUUAACAUAAUCGCAAGCCUCCGCAUAAAUUACUACGAUUAUCUCCGUGAUUAUCAUAAUUUAUGCAUAUAAUCACACGCAUUAUCAUAAUUUAUGCGUAUUAAUACAC